AUGCUAGAAAAAUGUUCCAACAACUCUUCUAAUUCAAUUAAACAUUCUAAUUCGAUCAAACGUUCAAAUAAAAAAAUAAAAGCUUUACCUAAAGAUGAGAAACGCACUAGAACCAGUUUUAUCUGUAAACACUUUAAAGAAGAUGUAGAUGAAGAGGGUAUUCCUGUAAUUAUAUGUCAAGUAAAAAAUGAUGGUAUAAAAUGUGAUACAAAGUAUAUCUUUACCGGGUCAACAGGAAAUGCAAAUAUCCAUCUUCGAAACUCCCAUGAAAUAUGCAAUAGUGGAAAAAUUAAA
Molecule: messenger RNA, 294 nt
Organism: Dentiscutata heterogama
Lineage: Eukaryota; Fungi; Glomeromycota; Glomeromycetes; Diversisporales; Gigasporaceae
Source: the annotation of a GenBank genome assembly